GGUGAGAAGGGGUAACAGGUCUGAGUGGGGGAUAGAAGGGGAGGAAGGUGGAAAGAGGAAUUUUUUUCCUGGAAGGUGUAUUCAAUACUCGUACCAUCAGUUUGAAGUACCCAGACUUCAUAAGGCAUUGCUCCUUGACCCUGAGGGUGGCCUCUACUUGGCAUCUCCUGCCUGACAGUAGUGGGUCAAAGCCAUUGUUAAGGCCUUGCACCUUAUUGUCCACCUGCACUGCACUCUCUCUGUAACUGUGACACUUUAUUCUGCAUCAUUAUUGUUCUGCCUCAGUGCACUGAGUGACGAUCUGAUCUGGUGAACAGUGUGCAAGACUUUUUUUGCCAUAUCUCCGUACGUGUAAUAAUAAUAAACCAAUCUGCCAAAUUGCCUCAAGAAGACAGCAUCCAUCACUAAGGACCCCGUCACCCAGGACAUGCCUUCUUCCCAAUGCUACCAUCAGGGAAGAGGAACAGGAGCCUCAAGGAUUCAGGAACAGUUACUCUCCCUGCACCAUCUGAUUUCUUCAUGGUCAGGAACCCAUGAACACUACUGGAAUUUGUGGUAAUUUGUGGCAGUACUGCUGUUGCAUACAAUCUACUUCACGACACUUGUCAGAGGAAACAAACCAGAUUCCAAUUUAAACAUUGGUGGUGCAUGCUGCUCUCAAGUCUAAUGUUAUUUCAGACAAAAAAAGCCCAAUUGACCAUUCAGCCUCCCCAGUUAACAAAAGAUGAUUUUUUAUUUCAAUCGAUUCUCCCUGUAAUCUGCCCCGUAACUCUCCCCUUACCAACAAACCUAUCAAUCUCAGCCUUAAAUGCACCCAUGAAUUUGGCUCCCAGAGCCACUAACGGCAACAAAUUCGCCACCCUUCAGCUGAAGAAAUUCCUCCCCAUCUCCAUUCUAAAUGGAGGUCCACUGUUCCUGAGACUGUAUCAUUGAUGGAAUGGACUGUAUCCCAUUGUUGUAAGUAUCUUCUCUACAUCCACUCUGCCCUCGGCUUUUCACGUCUGGGAGGCUUCAAUGAGAUCUCAACCACACAUGUGAUAUCUGAUCCAAGGUGGGUGUUGGGGGGAGCUUCACUCUGUGUUUGACCCUGGGAGUGUGUGAUGGGACGGUGUGGAGGGAGUUUCACUCUGUGUCUGACCCCAGGAGUGUGUGAUGGGAUGGUGUGGAGGGAGUUUCACACUGUGUCUGACCCCGGGAGUGUGUGAUGGGACAGUGUGGAGGGAGUUUCACUCUGUGUCUGACCCCAGGAGUGUGUGAUGGGACGGUGUGGAUCAAGCCUCACUCUGUCUCUCUCCCCCUUACUCCCCUUGUCCUAAACCUCUCCCUGCUUUCCUUCAUCUCUCUCCUCCCUCUCUCCCUGUCCAUCCUCCCUCUCUCCCCACUCUCUCCUUCCGUCUCCCUACCCCCGGGGGAAGGGGGCGGGGACACCCCGGGUUCAGGGGUCACGCCGCUGCCGCCAUGUCGCUGAGCGGCUGCUGUUUGUAAAUAGAGGCGUGCGAGAGGACGCAAGCACCCGAGGCCGGGGUCUGGGGCCCAGCCAGGCCCGUGGCUCCCAAGGGGGGGCAGGAGCACCAGCAGUAGGAGGAACAACAGCAACCCGGGGCGAAGAACGGCAGGGGAGGCCGGCGCACGCUUGAGGCCCAGGCCACAGGGCCCGAGCCGAGCCUCAGCGCCGAAACCUCUACUGCCGCUGCCGUCCCGGUUCCGGGAGCGCGGAGGACCGGCACCAGGAAAGGCGACCAAGCUAGGAGGUUCCACGGCUGAGGACCGAGGGCCCUGAGAGGAUCUACGGAAUUUGGGAGGACCGAGGUUCGGAAGCUGGGAGGACUGAGGGUCCUGGAGGACCGGGGACCGGCGGGAGGACUAAGAGCGGGGAAAACCGAGGGGUGGCGGGAGGACUGGCAUGGACGCCGCUUGGAGCAGCUUCAUCUUCCCGCCGACUUCAUCUGAAACUCCCACAACUCUUCAGCCUGACUUUCUUCCCAUCCUGGGCUCCCCCCCUGAGAAAGGGGCGGCCCCCCCUCCAGCACCCCCUCCUCCUCCACCCACUACACCGGCUCCGGGACCGGAUGAUGAGAGGGAUAAGGAGAGAAGGGGUGGGACACCAGAGGCGGCCCCUGCACCCCGCACCCGCCCACGGGGUCCCUUCAUCUGCCCCCUCUGUGGGAAGCACUUCAAGAACAGCUAUAACCUGAGGCGUCACCAGGGGACCCACCGAGCGGGGGCCAGGAGGGCCCCUACCUCCUCGCCCUCCUCCCCCAGCCCCCCUCCCCGGCCGCCCAGGAAGGAGCACAGCUGUGAGCUCUGUGCCAAGGCGUUUCGCGAUGUGUACCACCUGAACCGUCAUCGGCUCUCGCACUCUGAUGAGAAACCCUUCGAGUGCCCCGUCUGCCAGCAGAGGUUCAAACGCAAGGAUCGCAUGAGCUACCAUGUCCGCUCGCACGAGGGCGGCGUUCACCGACCCUACGGCUGCAGCCACUGCGGCAAGGGCUUCUCCAGACCUGACCACCUCAAUAGUCACAUCCGGCAGGUCCACUCGACAGAGAGACCCUUCAAGUGUCAGACAUGUACAGCUGCGUUUGCCACAAAGGACCGUCUCCGUGCCCACAUGAUCCGACAUGAAGAGAAGGUCCCAUGUCACGUUUGUGGGAAACUACUGAGUGCGGCCUACAUCACCGACCACAUGAAGGUUCACAACGACAGCCCCAAUCACACAUGUGACAUCUGUAACAAAGGAUUCACCACGGCUGCCUAUCUCAGGGUUCAUGCCCGCAAGCAUCAUGGCAUUACGAUGAUCCAGCCGUACCGACUGGUUUGCGAGCAGUGCGGUGUGUUCUGCCACACCCAGGUCCAACUGAACGGCCACAAGGGCACGCACGUCCGCGCGGUGGAACCGAUAGUGGACGAUCGCUCCUGCAGUACUGACACACAGGGACCGUUUCUGCACUGACCAGGUGAGGCUGUGUCCUGUCUCUCAGUUCCUGCUCUCCAUCCUCUGGGACGGAGUUUCUCACUACUGGAUCCAGAGACGCUGAUCAGGCCAAAACCUGAACUCAUCGCUGCCCGACCCUCUGCCCCAGGCAGUACACAGAGAGGGUGGGGGAGAGAGUGAGAGAGCGAGGGGUAGGGGGAGGGAGAGAGAGAGAGAGAUGGCGGAGGUUUGAGAGAAGAGGUGGAGAGAGUCUGGGAGAAGAGUGAGAGAUGGAGGGAUUGGGAGACAGAAAUUGGGAAUGAGUGGAGGGGUUGGGAGAGAGAGAGAGAGAGAGACAGGAAAGUGGGAGAGGUGUGAAUGGUGGAGGAGAUUGUAGAAGAGGGGAGAGAACAUGGGGUGCUGAUGGGAGAGCAUGAGAGGGAGAGAGGGAAAGCGGGGAUAGAGACUAAGAGUUGGUGAGAGUGCAGAGGGGGAGGUGAGAAGCAGAGUGAGGGGGUAGGUGGUGGUUAAGGGGUGGAGGGAGAUGGAGGAUGGAAUUGUGCAGAGAAGCAGUGGGGUGCUGCGUCUGGAGGCGGAGGCUCUCCAUUGUUCAGGGAGGUAGAGAAGCAUCUGAGGCAUUGAUGGUUAAUGGGGUGGAGAGAGUUGUGAAAGGGGGGUGUAUGAAGGAAAAAGGUGGAAUGUGAUGGUAUGAGUGGAGAGGGGGAGUGAGCGUGGGUGGGGGAGUGUGUAAAUGUGGGGGUGAGAUAGAGAUGGGUAAGGGGAGAGUGAGUGAGGAGGAGAAUAGGAGAAAGUAGUGGAGUGAGUGGGGUGAUCACUCCGUGACGGUUCAUCUCUGGGGAAGGAGGGGCUGGGUGGCUCCCUUGUCCUGGGGUUGGUGGGUCAGACCCCUGUCUCUAACAGGGACGGGGGAAAAGAUGGGGUAGUGGAGGGAAGUGGUUCUGAGGGAGAUUCCUGCUGCGAUCGUGCUUUUAUUCUGGGGCAGGGGAGGGUGGGUU
This is a messenger RNA of Hypanus sabinus (Atlantic stingray), 3927 nucleotides long. RefSeq names its product MYC-associated zinc finger protein b (purine-binding transcription factor) (gene mazb). The coding region runs from base 1904 to 2950 and encodes 348 amino acids. The record is from RefSeq and is a predicted model, not a curated record. Gene Ontology annotation, biological process: regulation of transcription by RNA polymerase II. Gene Ontology annotation, molecular function: DNA-binding transcription activator activity, RNA polymerase II-specific; RNA polymerase II cis-regulatory region sequence-specific DNA binding. NCBI's taxonomy places the organism in Eukaryota, Metazoa, Chordata, Chondrichthyes, Myliobatiformes, Dasyatidae. The transcript is spliced from 6 exons. Gene Ontology annotation, cellular component: nucleus.